AUGAAAGACAGCAGCAACGGCGGCCAUACCCAUCUCCGGCAUGUGAGGGCGAAGCGCGCCCGUUUUCCCUACAUUAUGCAUCAGACAUUGCGAUCCCUGCGCCCCCUCGGGCAAGCUUCAUCGACUUGGCUCCGAGCUUCCACCAAGCUUGCCGUCCGCGCUGCACCUCGCCGCUUCUACGCAUUCCAAGCCGGCGGAUCACCAACUUUCCAGGUCUUCAACCGUCACACGAAAUGGCUGCAAAAGGAGCGUGCCGCCGCUGACGCUGAAGCUAGCCGGGAGUCUGACUACCUCAAGGACGAGGUGGCCAGGCGACUUUGCGAGCGCCUACUGGAUAUCAAUCGCUCUUUUCCCAAGGUCCUCGACCUCGGCGCCAAUUCAUGCAACAUUGCCCGCGCCCUGACGGCAGAGAAUCCCGAUCCUGAUCCAGCCCUCCCCAUCAGCCCGCCUCUCGCGACGGGCAUCGAGGAGCUGGUUGCCGCCGAAUCCUCCAGCACUCUCCUCCACCGCGAUGCCGACCUCCCCUUCAAUAAGGACAUCACCAUCACCCGCGAUGUUCUCGACAAUGAGGAAUCAACAACGUUCUCAAGCCAGACGCCCCCUUCAUGUGCGCCAUGCUCGGCGGUGAUAGCCUUUACGAGCUUCGUACGAGUCUGCAGCUCGCGGACCAGGACCGCAGGGGCGGGCAUUUCGCCGCACGUGAGCCCACUCGCCGAUGUCAAGGAUAUGGGUGGUCUGCUGCAGCGGACCGGCUUCAAGCUGCUCACCGUCGAUGUCGAGGACAUUAUUGUCGAUUACCCGGACACGUUUGCCUUGAUGCAGGAUUUACAGGCCAUGGGCGAGUCGAAUGCCGUGCUCGGCCGCGAGAUGGGGCCCAUCGGGAGGGAUGUACUGCUGGCGAACGAGGCCAUCUACCGAGAACUCCAUGGCAAUGAGGACGGCAGCAUCCCUGCGACGUUCCGCAUCAUCUUCAUGAUUGGAUGGCACGAGGGUGAUAAUCAGUCCAAGCCGUUACCGCGGGGCAGCGGUGAGAUCAACCUCAAGGAUAUCUUAUCCACGGAAUAG
Verticillium alfalfae VaMs.102 is the source of this 1065-nucleotide messenger RNA. RefSeq lists its product as hypothetical. Gene Ontology annotation, cellular component: mitochondrion. The record is from RefSeq and is a predicted model, not a curated record. NCBI's taxonomy places the organism in Eukaryota, Fungi, Ascomycota, Sordariomycetes, Glomerellales, Plectosphaerellaceae. Gene Ontology annotation, biological process: mitochondrial respiratory chain complex I assembly. The transcript has 4 exons. Bases 1 to 1065 code for a protein of 354 amino acids.